AUGGCUUCCGAAAAAUUGACUGCCCGAUAUGAUCCGUACCAGGAAAUGGAAAACUAUUUAGAAAAAGUAGCUGAAGAGCUUGAUGAAGUCUUCAACCAAUUGUCCAAGAAAUCAGCAGAGUCGCCUGGCAAGCUUGAGACGAACUGGCCGCCAAACAGCAGCUGCAAUGACGCAAAUAAAGACAAUCGUUACAGCACAGAAAAUGGCGACUACUUAACGAACAACUUAGGUGGUCGAUUCGAUGACGUUAUACUAGAAUUGCAAUUACCAGAACGGAUUGUUUGCCAGGCAUGUGCUGAAGGAAUAGAAGAAAAGGUAUAUUUCGGUGAUAACUGUAGCAGUGGUAUUUUUCCUAAUAACAUGCGUUACCGUCUGUCAUCAACUAAACGAAAACGAUGUCAUUCUCGAUCUUUGGAUCAAAGUAGUUUACAAUUACCAGACUGUUAUGAAGAUAAGUCAGCUUUGCUGCUUAAAGUCAAGGUACUCAACACUACGCCACCAACACCUGUUCGUCGGUCGUCUCUUAACCGUUUUCAAACAAUCAUCGCACAUCAACAAAAACAGCUUGAACGACAAGACAGCGAUGGAGGUCCACACCUAGAAGUGGCCACGCAAACGUCACCAACUUGUAGUAGGUCUUCGAGCUUUACGUGGUUAUCUGAUCGUUCAGACACUGGUAACUGUUCUUCGACCGAGGAGGCUGUGACACCAUGUAGUUCAACCGAUGAUUCGGUGACCGACCAUCAUAUUAGUUGUGGAUCUUCGACCGAAUCGUCCGUCACUCCUCCUGGACGAUCUGAUGAACCCGAAUCCGGUAUAGGAACUGCAUCGCCUCCACACCACCGAUAUUCAAAAUCGGGAAAUCAGAAAUGCCGAAGGAAAGAGACGUGGGAGAGGCUGCAGAGACGACACGCCGACCGUCGUGUGACUAUUAAACACACGGAACCACCAGUGUGGUCGACUCCCGCAGUAGAAAUAAGCGACCAAUUUUACAGACCAGCGACGCGACCGAAUCGAUUACCUUUGACCAGUGAAUCUGAAUUUCCGGUAAAAAAUGUUUCUUACGAGUUGCCUAGUCCGACAGCUGUUUCACUGGAUGGUGGUGGUGGAGAAGUUAACUCAGAACUAGGGGGCGCUUGUAAAAGUUCGUCUGCUCCACAUCUCAUUAAAUCCACUCAGACGCUGCCCUGUAGAACUAAAUAUACCGGCGAAUCGAAGAAAUGGAAACAUCCCAAAUGUCAUUCGGAACAAUACUUAGAAGAAAUAGAAGCCAAAGAAGCAUGCAAAUGGCUAAGAGCCGCUGGAUUUCCACAGUACGCGCAAAUGUAUGAAGAUUUGCAAUUUCCUAUCGACGUGAACGGCGUGCAAAAGGACCAUCCUUUUCUAGACCUAGACUCUUUGCAAUCAUUAUUCAGAAGACUGCACGCUUUGAACCGUUGUGCAAACAUGAAAUUAGAUUUUGUGCCAAAACACGCAGGUGAUGACUCGGACUCCGAGGGAGAAUGCGCAUUGAGUGAAAACUGGACCUUCCAGAGGGAAUCAAGGAGGUGGUCCCGAGUAGACGACAUUGUCAACACAGCGAUGAUGCUGCAGCAGCAGUUGCAAUCAUCGUCGCCCGUCGAACACCAUCAUCCCGGAAAUCAGCAGCAGGAAAACCAUGACCUACAACCAUCGCAACCGAGUUGUGGGGGAAAUUUCGGAAAUAACACGAUGUCGCAGCCACCGCUGCAGUCAGCCGAACAACUGCAGACGGCGGCGGUAGCGGUCGAUGCGUCGGACGCGGCACUGAUCUCGCGAUUCCGGCGAUCGGGUAGCGAGCGGAUCAGAGAUGGGGCCAAAGCCAUCCUACGGCGAGUGGAAAGCCUGAAGACAAGACGUCGAAAACAACGCAACCGCGACGGCGUGAUCAUCGGUUCACCACAGAUCAUAGACAUGGCUUCGAUGCAACAACGGAUGAAGGAACUUAACUGUGUAGACGUGACACCGCCAGAUUCGCCGGUGACUGACGACCACAUAAAGUCCAAACGGUUCUUGGCAAAACCCGAGUCGCUGGACUCGUUAGCAUAUUCUGAUUCAGAACUGUCGUGGAGAAAUGAUUACACAGACGCCAACAGCAAUAACACCAAGCCAUUGUUGGAUUUCAUGGCCUUUGACGGGAGUAACGACUUUUCAUCUCCCAACGGCAGUCAAGAUAGCCGCACAUACAAAACUAAAUACAACGACAGCGUAGAUUCGGUUUCGAGCGCAAUGCAAGAUAGCGAUCAAGAACUAACCACCAAAUCAAAAGGGUCAGUUGUUCGAUGGCAUAGUUUUCAAAAGACUAAACAUCAGCCGAAUGCCUUGGCUGGACAAAUGGUCGGGUCACUCACGGUUGGUCAGCUCUUGGUAUUACGAAAAUUUGCUCUUCUCAAGCUAACUGCUAUUAUGGAACGGUAUUGUCCGACACACAGAACAGGAUGGAACUGGGAACUGCCCAAGUUUAUGCGCAAAACUAAAAUGCCCGAUCCCAAAGAUAAAACCGUUUUUGGAGCUCCACUGAUUGCCAAUGUGCAAAAAUACGGUUCCUCACUGCCACCGUUCGUCCCGUCCGCUUUUCGGUGGCUUGAAGAUAACGCUCUUGACCACGUAGGGUUGUUCCGGAAGCCAGGCGUUAAAUCCAGAAUACAGCGCUUAAAACAACUGGCUGAAGCCGAACCAAACGACGUAAAAUUCGAAAACCAUCAAGCCUAUGAUGUGGCUGAUAUGGUUAAACAAUACUUCCGUGAGUUACCGGAGGCCUUGCUUACCAAUAAACUCUCCGAGAGUUUCAUCGCCAUUUUUCAACACGUUCCGGUGUACUUGCAAAAGGAAGCGGUCCAUUACACGGUGCUGCUGUUACCCGACGAACACCGCGAAGCCCUGUUCGCCUUGCUCGACUUCCUGUGUCACGUGUCGUCUAAGAGCAACGUGAACCAGAUGUCCGCCAGCAACCUGGCCGUCUGCCUGGCCCCAUCGCUGUUUCACCUCGGCAACAGCGGCGCCUGGUCGUCGUCGCAUCCGCACGGUGGAUCCGCCGGUGGAUCGACGCCGUCCAGCCCCGUCACGUCGCAUAACCGUUCGUCGUCCGUGUCACCGCGCCGGAAUCACCAUCAGUCGUCGGCAAACUCCACCAUCGCCGUGGGUCUGCCCGAUUCCAAGCAGCUGGGACAGAACAAGGCGGCGCACGAUUGCUUGCUAUUCCUCAUCAAGCACUACCGCCAACUAUUCGCCAUGUCAGAGGACGUUAUGAGUCAGUGUCACUUUAGCUAUAUGGACGAGAGCAUACCAAUAAGUCUAGAAGAGCUCGGUGCGGAAAUGGGUCACGACUGGAGAGGAUACUUGAACGCGUGUACAUCGGCGUUGCUUAAAGAAGCCAAAGAAAAAAACAGGGGAUGGGUGGCAGUGGGCAGUUUCGAGAACGUCGACAUAUCGUACAAGAAGGUCGGCGACGGACACCCAUUGCGACUGUGGCGGGUGUGCACGGAAGUGGAAGCGCCACCAGCCGAGGUGCUAGCCCGGAUACUGUGGGAGCGACACGUGUGGGACGCGAACCUGGUGUCGGCCAGGGUUGUAGCCAAAAUGGACGCGCGCGCCGAUCUGUACCAGUACGCGGACUCGGCGAUGUCCCCACACCCGGCCAAAGACUUUUGCGUGGCCAGGUCAUGGCGGACCGACCUGAACCGGGGAGGUUGCGCGGUUGUCGAAACGUCCGUCGAACACCCGGACGCCAAGCAGCCGGCGGCGGGCGCGGUCCGCGGCAUCGUGUUAGCCUCCAGGUACCUGAUCGAACCGUGUGGUUCGGGUCGGUCCCGAGUACUGCAUUUGUCUCGGGUCGACACAAAGGGCAGGACGUGCGAGUGGUACAAUAAGAUAUUCGGACACAUAACUUCCAAAUAUUUGUCCGCGAUACGAAAAUCAUUCGAACACUCUGCUGACGGUCCCGAAAGCAAAGUAUGACUCAGGCGCCGAUUAUUUUUGUUUUUUUUUUUUUUUUGUUUGUUUUUUAAUAUUAUUAUUAUUAUUAUUAUUAUUAUUAUUAUUAUUAAUCAUCAUUCUCCGGUAAACGAUUUCCGCGUCCGCAUCGACGCAAUAUAAUAAUAACGUCAUGUAAUUUAAUAAUGUACAUAUUAUUAAAGUGUCACCUAUACGAUCGGACGACGAAUGCAAGCGCGUUCCACGCAUUCAAAUAUUAUAUAUUUGUAUAUUUAUCAUUAUAUUAUUACAUAAUUUUUAUUAUUAUUAUUGUCAUUAUCAUUAUCAUUAUUUUAUUUUGAAUGUUCUAAACUAUUUACAAUAUAAAAAAAGCCAGACCACGUUGUUACAGAACAGUAGACUGAUCGGGAUAAGAAUACGCUCGCGUAUUUCUUCCCUCCCCCUGUCCCCCAUCCAACCUCCUAGAAAACAUAAAACUUGUAUCGGUUUUUUUCAAAUGAAUUCGUAAAGAUUAUUAUUAUUAUCAUUACUAUGAAUAACUUUUAAUUACGAAUAAAAACACUGGAGCAGUGAUACUUUACAAUCGAUAGUGUUAUUAUCGUAACAUAUUAUACUUAAUUUAAUAUAUAUCGUUCACGUGAGACGUCAUAAUAAUUUUGCGAUGUCUACAAUUGCAAAACAGCAAUCAAAACAGGGUAUAGUUUUCGAUUGUAUUUUAAAAAAUAUUAUCUCGCGUACCAAUAAAAGUUCCUAUGAUGUUAUGAUUUUUCGUAUUGUACAACAACAAUAUUAUUAUUAUUAUAUUAUUAUAUUGUGCAAUAAUCAAUGUUUAGAUAUCAUGUCAGAUAGAUCAUUCGAUAAUAUACUUACCGCGAUUUGACUUAUCACUAUAACACUCUACAGUAUAUAAAAUCCAAAAACGAUAUCAACGAAAAACAUUGUUAUAAAUGUUAAAACUUAAUGUCGACAACGGGACCAUGAUAUAUUGUUGAUUUAUAUUGAGAGAAAAAACACAUCACAUUAUAUUAUAAUAGAAAUUUUACUUAAUAUUUAAGCGUUUAAAAUAUAUAAUUUACCAUUUUAUUUCUUUAUUAUUAUUAUUAUUAUUAU
Molecule: messenger RNA, 5061 nt
Organism: Melanaphis sacchari
Lineage: Eukaryota; Metazoa; Arthropoda; Insecta; Hemiptera; Aphididae
Gene: cv-c
Product: rho GTPase-activating protein 7
Exons: 18
Coding region: 1-3975 (1324 amino acids)
Biological process (GO): actin cytoskeleton organization; signal transduction; regulation of Rho protein signal transduction
Molecular function (GO): lipid binding; GTPase activator activity
Source: RefSeq, a predicted model, not a curated record